Staurois parvus is the source of this 424-nucleotide messenger RNA. NCBI's taxonomy places the organism in Eukaryota, Metazoa, Chordata, Amphibia, Anura, Ranidae. The record is from the annotation of a GenBank genome assembly.
UGAUUAACCACUUCCCGUCCGGCCCAUGUACAUAAAAUGACCGGACGGGAGCAAUGCCAAAGCGGGUCGCCGUUUAUAAAUGGCCCCCACAUUCACCACCUGUGCGCACUUUCUGGGAGUACACGGCACCGCGAUACGGAGCCCGCUGUGUACCGAUCGCUGUACGGGACCUCUGUGUGAGGUCCUGAUUCAUGUGAUCCCUGAUUGGCCAAUCAGUGAUCACAUGAAUAGGUGUAAGCAAGAUGUCACUUCUGACAUCAUUGCUUACUACGUGUGAAAUCUGUGAAUGAUCACAGAGGUCACAUGGUACAGGGCUAUUCACAACAGCCUUGUACCAUGUGACAAGCUGUGACCAAUCACAGCUCACACAAUAUUUCUCAAUGGCUGCAAGAAUGCAGCCAGAGAGAAGGAGAAAUGAUUGCUU